Messenger RNA from Blepharisma stoltei, 8489 nucleotides. The record is from the annotation of a GenBank genome assembly. NCBI's taxonomy places the organism in Eukaryota, Ciliophora, Heterotrichea, Heterotrichida, Blepharismidae.
AUGGCUAAUGGAGUCUGUGAUUGGGCCUGCAUGAACUUCUUUUGCCAAUAUGACGGUGGAGAUUGCUGAGAUUCAUCAUGUAGCCCUGGAUGCAAUGGGGGUUUAUUGGUAAACUAUCAGUGCGAUCCCGAAUGUAAUACAGUUAGCUGCUUUUAUGAUAACGGUGACUGUUUAUGUGCUCCAGGAUGCUAUCCAGACCUAUUAGAAAACUCAAAAUGUGAUUCUGCGUGCUCAGCUAAGUCCUGCAACUAUGAUAAUCAUUCAUGUGGAGAUUGCGCUAUUAAUUGUUUUAAUACUAUGAUAAAUGAUGGAGUUUGCAAUGUCGAAUGCAAUAAUGAAGCCUGUGGAUUUGACGGAAAUGACUGCAAGUCAUGCGCUUCAGGCUGCCUUCUAUCCGAACUUGGGCGUUGCAAGCCAGAGUGUCUUGUUUUAGAUUGUGAUUUUGACCCUCUCUGCUCAAAUAUGUCAAUCUUGAGAGCAUCGAAUUAUGCUCAAAUUGCUAUGCUCGACUUUAAUUACCCAGUCAAUUCUCCUAACUCUUGUUAUAAAAAUCAUGGCUGCGAAUUAGAUUACAAUCUUUUUAAUUUUGUUUGCAAUAGCUCCUGUAAUUAUGAAGACUGCUUUUAUCACUAUUUUCAAUGCUAUUGGCCACUUUGCAAUGAUCCAAAAUGCUUAUUAUGUGUCUCUGUAAACCCAAAAUUGUGCAUUUACUGUAAUAGCAUACAGCUUUAUGGAUAUUGUGUAGACAGUUGACCAUAAUAACAAAAUGUCAACAUUUGGAAAUGGCUAUCUCUAGACACACUUGUCCAAGAUAUUUUACACUUUAUGCUUAUUCAAAACUCCAAACGCUAAUGUGUGUCCCAGUUGCUGAUGGAAGUACUGCAGAAGUCCAAGACGAGAGUUUUAUAAGUGCUGACAACGUUGCUCAAGGAGAUGGCUCAAUUGAAUAUCCUUAUAAUUCGCUGUCUUAUGGGCUGUCACAAUUAGCAUGGAAAUAUUCAGUUGUUUACUUAAUGAAAGGUACACAUAAUUUAACGUUGGUUGUGGAUGAUGACUAUUUAUAUGAUGCAACUGCUUCUAGACCUUUAUACCGGAAAACAAAUAAGCUGAUUAAAAUUACUGUAAAACCUUUAUAUUGCUCAAUUUAUAAUCAUACUGGAUGUUUAGAUGAUGAUGAGAAAGUCACUCUUGUAGUCGAUACUAACCCAAUAACACUUGACGUUUUAACUGAUGUAACUUUCGAAAACAUCAUAUUUGAUGGGAGCACAAAGUUUAGUCCUUAUUGUUCUGACUGUGAUUAUUGUAAGAAAACAACUGAGAGUGGUGGAGAAAUUUAUGAUGAUCAUGGGAAUACUUUAGAUUCUAAUUCUUAUGUCCCUCAAUCUACUUGUGAUAAAUUUCAAAGCACCAACUUCUUUAUAAUUGGAUCAAAUGCAAUUUUACAUUUAAAUGUAAUUUUUAUUUUAGAAUGUUGAGAUUAAGAACUUCAGACAACAAUACAACUCAAUUAUUACUCUAAAUGGAGGAAUUUUGAAUAUGAAUUCAGUAGAUUUUUACAAUAUCAUGAGCAAACCACAAAGUGGAAUCAUUUUAUCAAAUUCUUGCAACUCAAAUUAUUGUGGAGAGAUACAUUUUAAAAAUAGUUCGGUUUCUUCGCUUAACAAUGGAUAUGAAAUUAAUGAUGAUAUCGACUUAUCUGGAUUUAUGGUGCUCAACAAAAUAAAUUAUGUAGAAAUGGAUAAUAUUACGUUUGAGAAUAAUUUGGUGAACAAUAUUGAUCCUGAAGAUUCUUAUCUUAUCUUAUAAAAAUUUAUACGCUUAACGUCCACUACGGGGAUGACAACCCCCAGGUACAGCCACUCGCCUCCGUCGCAUCGGCUUUGAUCACCAAGGUGCUUCUCGGGAAAGUGUUCCGGCUUCGACGGCUCAUGAAUGAGCUACUUGCUUGUUACAUGGGUUGCUUUUUCCGAAAAACCCAAAAAAUGGAUUUUUCUGAACAGCUGUCGGCAAAAAGGAAAAGCACGUAGCCUGGGACGUAACGCCCAGUUUCACGCAAGGGAGUUGCCCGAUUGGUCCUAACGGACUCUGCUGAGCUUCCCCUUUCCAACUCCGUGCCCUCCUUCCCCACGAGGAAAAAUCCACCCUGAGAAUAGGCUCUGCACACAACCAGAAUUGCUUACCUAUAGCAUUGCCGUCCAUCUCUAGAAUGGUAAAACCUUGCCGGAUAUAAUUAAAAUAUGAGUCGAGGCUGCAUGGCCGGGAGGCCAUGCCCAGACGAAGAUGCCAUAUUUUAAUUAUGAUCCUGAAGAUUCAACAAAGGGAAUGUUCACUCUCCACCAAAUUUUGAAUUUAACUCUCUUAAAUUUAGUAUUACAAUACAAUUUUAAUUAUGAUACUUUUUUCUAUAUCAAUCAGUAUCAAAUGGACAUGCCUCAAAUAAUCGAUAGCAAUAAGAAGCCGAUAUAUGAAAAUUUAAUUAACAUUCGAUUCGAAAAUCUGCUUUUCAAAAAUAACAGCUCUAUCAAGAUAUUAGCUUUAAUAGCUCAAUAUAAUAACGAUCUCCAAAAUAUCUUAAUAAAUAACUGCACAUUUCUUAACAACUUCUCUGAAGAUGAUGGGAUUAUUAGCAUCUCAUAUAAAGGAAAUCUGAAUAAAGAGUUCAUCAGUGGAGAUUCAAGAGUCAUUACAUUAGACUCUGGUAAAAAAAUAAUAGUAGAUUUUCCUCCCAGGAACAUAUAGGCAUAUCCUGUAAAUAGCCCGAUAUGGGCUAAGGAUAGAAGCCAAAACUUCCCACUCGGUUCGGCCAAAAUGGAUUGGUCGAACCAAUGGGGAAGUUUUUGACUUCCAUCCUCAGCCCAUAUCGUGCAAUUUGCAGGAUAUGCCUAUAACUUUGAAGGACUUGGAUUUCAUAAAAAACACAUUUGGAGGAUCACAAAUUUCUCUAUACAAUCUACCGAAUCUUUAUAUUAUGAAUUCGAAUUGAAAUGAGAAUGGGGACAAUCUAAACGAAGACGCAAACACUGUGACUAUCAAUUAUCUCAAAAGUUUGAGUAAUCUUUAUAUAAACAGCACCCUAUCGUAUAAUUUCCCUAGCUGUUCAUCGGUUAUAGCAACAACAAAUUCAAACAAUUUUAUUUUUGAUUACAAUACAAUUUAUGGUAGUUAUUGCACUAGCAAUAAUGCAGGACUAGUCUUAUCAAGCUGUAUAAAUGAAACAUUAGUUCAAAAUUCUGUGUUUUCUGAGAAUAAAUCAAGCGGGAAUUCUAUUGCUUUGGAGGCAAUUAUGUCCUCUGCACUUUUGUUAAAGAAUUUGACAUUUGAAAAUAAUUAUUUUUAUAACAGUGUUGGCACGUCAGUUGUAAAAUUGAGCUCUUUAGCUUCUAUAAGUGAUUUUAAGCUGGUUAACUGUAGCUUUCUUGGUGGUGAAACUUCUAUAUAUGCAAACUCUGUCCAAAACAUCAUGCUAGAAAACUGCACUGUUGAUUCAGUAUCCAACUCUCUUUACAGUACUCUAGUUUUCUUACUCCCCCCUCUGUGAGUGAACAAAAAAAUUUUGUUCACUCGGGGGUUAAUUUAAUUUUUUUUAAAAAAAUUAUAUAGAAAUUUUAUAGAAAAUUGUUUUUUGAAAUUUAAAAAAAUCCUAAUUCGCAAAAAUUGGAAAGUAAAUAUUAAUUUAAUUUAUAAAUUUUAUGUUUUAAAGAGCAAUUUGUUUAAAAUUAAACAGAAUUAGCUCUAGAUUUCAUUAUACUAAUUAUCACUUAUAUAUCAAAAUUUUUUCCAUAAAAAAAUUUUUGUUAGCUCACAGAGGGUGGGUUUUUGGGCAAAAAAUAGAGAUUUUUCUAAUGGUUUUUGUUCACUUACGGAGGUGGGGAGUUAGGGAAAGAAAAAAUUAAGUCAACUAUUUCGCUGAAAAAUUGCGAAAUAAAAAAUAAUAGUCCAAAGCUGGUGCAUGUCUCUAUUUCUUCGUCUGAAACUAAAUCAAUAUAAAUAAAAUGGCAUUCCGUUUGAGAGUAAUAUAUGGAGUUUUAUUGGUUUUAUCUUGAGAACUUCUGCACAGCAAUAAAGGUUUAGCUUCUAGUUGUAGAGGGCGAGGAAGUUGCUCCAAGUGCAUUCAAGAGAUUUGUGGUUUUUCACUCUGCACGCCUGAGGAAGGUGACAGGCGGAAUAGGUGCAGAAGCUAGUCAGGCAAGGACGAGACUAGGUAGCAGCUUUGGCAGCUGGUUCAGCUGUUUGUUUUUUUAGAAAUGGGGCCAUAUGAAGUAUAGGCCAUUUGGUGCCGAAACAUAGUUUCAUAAAGGGCUGUUAAGCUCUACUGUGCUGGAGACUUUAAAUAUUAAUAAUAAGAAAACUCAAUCAACUGUUUUGGUGAGCAUAAGUGGAAUGACUGUUUCAAACAACAAGGGAGGAAAAUAUAUAAUUUUUAUUGAUAAAUCAAUUAACUUAGAUUCAUCAAGCCAAAUUAUUCAUUCAACCUUCAUCAAUAAUAAAGCGACUUCAAUAUAUGCAAGGAUGAUAUCUGGGAUACUUUCUAUCAACUCAUGCAUUUUUGAUUCAAAUUCUGCUAGCUACGCUACAAUUUUAAACCUAGACCACCCAGCCCCUGCUGAAACACAUUUUUCAAAUAGCAAAAUAAUUUCAAACAGAGGCGACAAUAUUUUAUAUAUAAAUGGAAAUUCUGAUGUUACCCAUUUAUACACCUCAUAUCUAUACUUUUAUAAUAAUACCUAUAAUGCUAUUAUCAUAGCUAAAGGCAACUGAAUUGAUGAAUAUUCAUAUUUUUAUAAAAAUUCAGCUACAAAGGGAGGAGCUGUAAUUAUUAAAGAUGAGUCUUAAACUUAAAUUAUUUAGAAUCGUCUAGAUCUGCAAGAGAUUACAAGCUGCACCCUAAUAGGAGUUAAACUGCUGAUGCCACAGGAAAUUUCCUAUGCCACUUCUAAGUAAAUAGAGGUAAAUGUCUAUAACUUCUACCAGCCUCACAGGUAGUGUUGCCUCUCUCAUCUUAUCUUCUGAGCUGGCAUGGCAAUGCAAACUGAACCCUAUAAAUAAAUUCCAUGAGGGAAAGAAAUUCGCAGAACUAAUAUCACUCGAGCCAAAUGCCGUUUUAUUUAUAUUAAUAUGAGUCAAUUGUUAAUUUAGAAAGCACAGCUUUUAAAGAAAACUCAGCAACCUCUGAUGGAGGAGCUAUAUAUAUUUCAGGUUCUUCAAAUAUAACCUGCAAUAAUUGUACUAUUGUUGAAAACACUUCAAAAAUCGAUGGUGGAGGACUUGCAGUGGACCAGAGUUCUAUUUUUAUCUUCAACAAUUCCGUAUUUUCCGAAAAUAAAUGCGACUAUAGAGGAUCAGCUGUUUCAAUUCUAAAUUCAGAUAAAUCCUAUUCUUAUCUAAUCAAUACAGAAAUUUCGCAUAACGGUGCUGGCUCUUUUGCAUCAAUUUUAUCAGAUAGUAGUCUCAUUUCAUUACAAAACUGUUCAGUUUUAAAUAAUUCAGGUAAUACAAACCCUGGCAUUUUUAUGAUUUAUUCUGCAUGCAACAUUUCUGAUUCCUCAUUUUCAAACCAUACAGGGACCAGUGGGAGUGAUCUGUCUAUUAAUAUUGAUUCAAGCUUAUUUGUAUAUAACACUUAUUUCCAAAAUUCUCUCGCAACCAGCUCUGCAGGAAGCAUCUCUAUCACAGACAGCUCUUUAAUAUGUGAAAAAUGCAGCUUUAAAAAUACAAUGUCACCAGUAGGAGGGACGCUUCAGUGCACUUCUGGAAGCAGCUGCAAAAUAAUAAAUUCCUCUAUUUUAAGAAGCUAUGCCUCAAUCACAGGAGGCGUGAUUUAUAUAUUUGACAGCACUUUGAGCAUCAUUAAUACUAAAUUUCAAAAUUACGAAGGCUCUGCAAUUGAUUCAAGCAAGUCCCUGACUAUUGAAAUCCUUGAUUCUACUUUUCAAGAUGGAGUUAAUGCCAAUGGUGCAGCAAUAAACUGUUUAGACUGUAAAAAUGUUACAAUAGUCCGAUCAGAUUUCAAAAAUUUAACAGCGACUUAUGGAGCUGGAAUUAAAUUUGGCCACACAACUGCGAUUUCAUCAAACUAUGUCGCUAAGAUUGAAAGCUCUAUUUUUGAAAAUUGUCAAGCACUAUAUGGAGGGGCUAUUUAUUCGAAUAAUAUCAAUAUAGAAAUUAAUGACUGCAAGUUUAUAAAUAACUCAGCAAUUGGUUUAAAUCAAAACAACCAGUGCAAUGAAGGUGAAGGUGGGGCUUUGUAUUUAACAUCUACAGUACAAAUCUCAGCUUUUAUUGGGAAAUCGAUUUUUACUGAUAAUAGUGCCUGCUUAAGUGGUGGCGCAAUACAAUGAUAUUUGUCCCAGCCAAUAAUAUCCAACUUGUCAUUUUUGGAUAAUUCUGCAUUAUAUGGAGAUGAUUUGGCUUCAUUCCCUCUCAGUUUAAAAGUUUUAAGUUAUAGAAGAAGACUUGAUGUACAAGUGCCAUCAGCUCCAGGACAGUAUUUAUCGAGUCCCUUAAUUGUAGGUAUAAUAGAUCAUUAUGGUCAAACAGUUCUGACAGAAAGCACAAGUACAUGCCAGCUAGAGGUUACUGAUAGCUCUAAUUAUUCUUUAUCAGGAAAAAUCAAAGUGCAAGCAUCAUCAGGAAUUUAUAAUUUUAGCGAAAUUAUUAUAACUGGAGAUCCAGGAAGUACUGUAGGGUUUUCAUUUACUUCAUCAAUUGUUUCAAGUAGCUUAUCAGAUUCUUCGCUCUAUUUCAAACUAAGAGAAUGUGAGAUUGGUGAGGCUUUAGCGACUAAAAGUUGCCAGAUUUGUGCCUAUGGAACCUAUAAUCUUGCCGCAGGCGAUCCCUGCAAAGAUUGCCCGGCAUCUGCUAAAUGUUAUGGAAAAAAUAAUAUUUUCCCUAAACAAGGCUAUUGGAGAGUAAAUAAUUUGACUGAUAAUUUCUUUAAAUGCCCCAAUUCAGAUGCAUGCUUAGGUGGAAUUGAUACCAAUAACUCAAUUGGGGCUUGUAAAAAAGGCUAUUAUGGAAACCUAUGCCAAUCUUGUGAAAAUGGCUACUCAAGAAAUGGCGAAAAUGUAUGCUCAGAAUGCCCGAAUCCAACUACAAACUCUUUAAUUAUGCUUGGAAUGACUGCUCUAGCUCUAAUUAUUGUUCUUAUUAUGACAAGAUCUUCUUUUAAGCUGGCAUAUAAGACAAAAUCACUUACCUCAGUUUAUUUCAAAAUUUUUAUGAAUUAUAUGCAGCUUGUGGUCAUUACAGCUUCGUUUAAUUUAAAUUGGCCUCAGCUUGCUCUUGAAUUAUUUUCAAUUCAAAAUUCUGCUGGAAGUGUAACUGAUCAGAUAUUUUCAGUUGAUUGCUAUUUGCAAGGACAAAGUUCAAAACCAUUUUUUUCAAAAUUGAUGUUUAUGGCUUUAUUGCCUUUACUUUUGGCUAUCUUAACUAUGAUUUUUUGGGCAUGCUUUUAUUUUUGCUCCAAAAACAAAUUGUAUCUUAAAAAUAAAUUUAUAGGAUCUUUAGUAGUCCAGCUCUUUUUAAUACAACCUUCACUUGUCAAAUACAAUUUUUCAAAUUUUAACUGCAUGGAAAUAGAAUCUGGCUCCUAUUAUCUUGUAUCUGACUUAGAAAUUAAGUGCUGAAAUUACGAACAUACCCUUUAUUCUCUGAUAGUUGCGCUUCCAAGUAUUUUGGUUUGAUGCAUUGCUGUUCCUGCAGUAUGCCUAUGGUAUAUACACUUGCGGAGAGACCACUUAAAUACUAUAGAGCUAAAACUGCAAUUUGGCUUUCUAUAUCUCGGCUUCAGAGAUGAAAAUUAUUAUUGGGAAUUUUCAAUCCUCUAUAGAAAAAUUCUUAUUAUCUGCUGCUCAGUUUUUCUUGGGUCUGCAUCAAUUCGAAUUCAAGCCCUGACUGUUUUCUUUAUGCUCAUUAUAUGCUUCUUCUUUCACAGAAAAAUUCAUCCUUAUCGCACAAAACAGCUUAAUGCAUUAGAGACAAAGUCUAUUUUGGUGUCAGGGAUUACUAUUUAUUGUGGCUUAUAUUAUUUAACAGAUGAACUAGCAUACUCAACAAGUUUAGUUCUUUUUAUUAUAAUUAUUGCAGUUAAUUUUUAUUUUUUAGGUCAUUGGAUUUCAAGUAUGACUGGGAUUGGACUCUGAAUUUUGUAUUCAAAAAUCAGGUGGUGUAGAAUUUUGAUGGGUGGAACAAGAAUGGAAACCUUGGUCAAAAAUCUUUCUUCUAUUGAUUUAGGUGAAAAAGAGGCAGAUUUAGAAAAAAAUGAUAUUUCAAGGGAUAGUCAAAAAAAGGAAGACUUAGUGAGCUGGAGAAAAUUAAAAAUAAAAGAAAUUAAUAAUACUCCGGAAAUGUCAGCUGCUAGAAGUAGCGCGGAAUGUGAUAUCAAUCCCGAUAAUAGCAUUACAUUUUUAAAAGAAGCAGAAGACCCAUCGUUUUUUGUGCUUGUUCCACAUCCUACAGUAAAAGAGCUUGAAAAAGAAAUGGAGGAUUAA